Linum trigynum is the source of this 369-nucleotide messenger RNA. Lineage: Eukaryota; Viridiplantae; Streptophyta; Magnoliopsida; Malpighiales; Linaceae. The record is from the annotation of a GenBank genome assembly.
AUGGCCAUUGAAGGUGUUUGGUGGAAGGAGGGAGCCACUAACUUGAACGGAGAGUGCGAUGAAGGAGUUACAAAUCCUAGGGGCUCAGCGGCCGUCCUGGGAAUCGUGAAUAGGAAUAACAAACAAAGGGGUGAGUGUGAAAGCGUUGCAUUGGACCGGUCGCCGGCGCCUCGCUCGCCACGCCAGGCUGCCAGAACAAGAACGAGUCGGCAUUCUGCAACGGCGACAUUGGGAAGUGGAUUUGCUGGCGGGGAAGCUAAGGACUCCUUUGGAGAAAAGAAAUUCAAUCAUAAAUUCAGCAAAAAAAUUACGUUAAUUGCUGUUGUUCUUAUGAAACCUGAGAGGCUGAGACAGAUUUCUAAAAAUUAG